AGUAUGGACCGCAGGAGGCAUACUAUAUGUCGGGAGAAGAAAGCUUUUUAGGGGGGAGAACCCCAGAGGAGAUAACGCUGUGAGGCAAAAAGGAAGAAGAACCAUCACGUGUACGUGUUCGAAGCGUUGGCGACCAUGCAGGGCGACUCGAAACCUUCCCGAAUGUACCUGCCCGAGGUGGACACUGACGAUGCCGUCAACAUCUGGUGCGGUCAAACACAGAAACCGCUCACGCCUGGGCGAACGCUGCCUCCGAGUGCCUGGAUGGUGGCGGAGCAAGAAGAAGAGUCUGAGGACUAUACCAGCACGGACACUAGUGAGAGCAGCACUGAGACGUCCUCUUCGUCCACGGGCACCAUCUCGUCGUCCAUGCUGCGUCGGUGGCGCCGAAUCCGCAGCUGCUAUGCGGACAACCCCGACGUUAGGGGAGAAGUGUGCGUUUAUAGGGUUUUGACGUACAUGGGGCAUCCACAUUGGCGGAAGGUUGUCAACUCCGAGAGCUCCACCCUGAAGACUGUGCUUCAGGCGACAAUGGCUCUACGGCUGGAAGACUUGCGUCAGAAAAGGCUCCAAAUGGAGGGGGCCUGGAGCACCCUCUUGAAGAAAACGCACGCGAGCGACGGCAUCAUCCAGUACAAGGAAAGGGCCAUCAAGAAACUGGAGAAGGAGUUGAAGUCUCUCUGCCUGGCCAACUCCAGCUUGAAGCAAGAUUGAUUUUCUCUUGCCCUGGCCUUUCUUUUUCGGAUGGUCGAAUAAAGAAAAUCAAAGAAAUUCGGAAGGCGAAGAUUCCAUCAAAAUAAACCUCGAACAGUC
Molecule: messenger RNA, 813 nt
Organism: Ornithodoros turicata
Lineage: Eukaryota; Metazoa; Arthropoda; Arachnida; Ixodida; Argasidae
Exons: 3
Coding region: 136-714 (192 amino acids)
Source: RefSeq, a predicted model, not a curated record